AUGGCUCAGCUGCCAAUGCGGUUUCCAUGCUGGUGUCGAGCAGUAUAUUCAUGGGGUGGGGAGACAACACGAGAUCUGGGAUUUGUGGAGGGUGAUUUGAUCGAAUGUUUGAAUGCCGGCGAUGGACAAUGGUGGAUGGGUCGAUUGCGCCGUGAUAGGCGCGCGGUUGGGCUGUUUCCAUCCAAUUUUGUCGAACUUUUGAGCGAGGAUUUUGUGCCCGUGAGCCGUGACACUAGUCCGAUGGUGCUAGCAGGAUCUUCUCCGAUAAAUAAUCCCACAUCAGCCCCCAAGAAACAGAAAACCGUUUGGCGGAAACCCUUCCAGGCGCAUAAAGAAGCCGUGUCGCCAGCGUCAGCUGCUCGGCGCGCAACCGAGUCUAGUCCAGCAGCACCUGCGAUCCCCCAGACACCACCCCGAGAUGGCAGUCUUCAAAGGAGGACGAAGCCAUUGCGCACGCAUGCGACAGCAGUUAAAAACCAAGGCUCGCUUUCUCGACCUACAUCAUCGGUAUCCCGGCCUUUAUCACGCGGAAUCUCUCCUCGGUCGUCUGUAGAGCCAGAGCGGUCGCCAUCGAUGAUGCCGAGGGGUGGCAUCUCAUCCUCUCGGCCUUCAUCGCGCGAGCCGUCUCCGUUCCAGACACAGGAACGUGCAUCCACAAUGAUGUCGAAGGGUAACAUUUCGUCUAAUCGCCCCCUGUCCCGUGAUCCUUCUCCUUUGCCAUUGCACGAGCAAUCGUCUGCAAUGAUUUCCCGGGGCAGUGGCCCAUCUUAUCGGGGUUCAUCUCGUGAGCCCUCUCCGUUACAAAUACAAGAUUACCCGCCACCGACUAUACCAUAUGGAACUAUUUCAUCUUACCGUGGUUCAUCACGUGAACCAUCCCCAUUGCAAAUGCAAGAAUACCCGCCUCCGACGAUGUCCCAUGGGAAUAUUCCAUAUCAACCACCGUCGCGUGAGCCAUCACCACUUCCAAUGCAGGAGCAUGUGUCUGCGACAGCUUCACACGGUAGUAUGUACCGGGCUCCCUCGCGUGGGCCAUCUCCAUUAUACAUGCAAGAUCAUCCGCCUGCGACCAUGCCACAUGGUAGUAUGUCAUCUUAUCGAGCCCCAUCCCCACUACCCACGCAGGAUUAUUCCUCUGCAAUGGUUCCGACCGGGCGUAUGUCUUCCUACCGGGUCCCAUCGCGAGGACCAUCUCCAUCGCCAAUGCACGAGCAUGCGUCUGCAACGGGUUCACACGGCAGUAGAUACCGGGCUCCAUCGCGUGGACCAUCUCCAUCGCCAAUGCACGAGCAUGCGUCCACGAUGAGUUCACACGGCAGUAGGUACCGGGCUCCAUCGCGUGGAACAUCUCCAUCGCCAAGGCACGAGCAUGCGUCUUCGACGGGUUCACAUGGCAGUAGAUACCGGGCUCCAUCGCGAGGGCCAUCUCCAUCGCCAAUGCAAGAGCAUUCGUCUGCAAUGGUUUCACACGAUGAUAUGUACCGAGCUUCAUCGCGUGGGCCAUCUCCAUUAUACAUGCAAGAUCAUCCACCUGUGCCCAUGCCGCAUGGUGAUAUGCCAUCUUACCGGGCUCCCUCGCCAUUGCCAAUGCAAACCUACUCAUCUGCGAUUGUCCCGCACGGGCGUAUUGCUUCUUACCAGAACGGCGCAUCUCGUGAGCCUUCCCCAGUACAUAUGCAGGACGAGCGAGAGGACUCUCCACCUCCUCCCCCACCGCCACACCGAGUGGCCCUCAACCGUGCGGAGAUGCGCUCUCCGCAGCCGCCAAUGCAUUCUCAUCUACGAAGUCAUUCGCCUCAACCACCCGCACAUUCCUCCCGCCACCGCGCACACUCUCCUCGACCGCCGUCCCAUUCUCCUGGUCCAUCACGAUCCCCCACGCCAUUAGUUAUGAAUGAUCGUUACGUGAUUAUUGACCGCACUCCAUCCCCAUCGGCAGCGUCCACACGUUCUGCUACUUCAGCUCAUUCAGACCUUCAUGGCAAUACACCAUCUCCGCUUCGGGAUGCCAUGGAAGAUGUCAUGACUUCAUUGGAAGAUAUGGGUCUUCCACGUGAAGCCCAGUCGCCUUCUCCGUCACCAAUGUUUAACAACCCAUGGGCCCCGGAAGAGUUUGAUACCUCACACGAAAGGACUCCCCAAGGGAACAGACGCAGGCCUUUGACAUCAAUGGGCUUUGACGGGGACAAGGAACAACCGCAAGGUGGGCUGGCCCAUCGAAACGGUGUUUAUAGCCAUGACCACAUGGAUGGUCCGCCUCAGCUCAAUAACUAUGUUCAAAGAAUGGAAAGCCGGCUGCGUCAAUUAGAAAACCAGAAUCGGUCCUCCGAGGACCGACGAGGUGGCCAGGACGAUGAUGAUGGUGGGCCUCCUCCGCCUCCUCCAAAACAUGCCACCUACCACCCGCGCAAUAACUCGAUUCCAGGACAAUAUGCUCCGCUCAAGGCACGUCGUUCUGGUCACGACCUACGAGGAGACAUUCUCAACCGGUCAUUUACCAAUAAAUCCAGUACCACAAAUUCCUCCAGUGGGGUUCAGAGCAAUGGAACAUCCAUGACGACGAGCACGGACAAGACCAAUCCUAGUGUUAUGAGUGGGUUCUCCGCGGGAGGAUUUAGUGCGACGAGCGCAGGGAGCUAUGCCAGGCGAUCUGGAAGCGAGAGGCCUAAUACUGCUAUGGACACUGUCCGUUCUCGGGGAUUUAGCGACGUACGCCCGGAGACACCUUUCACAGGUGUUUCGUAUCACUCGAGUCAUAACUCAUCUCGUCAGGGUGCGUCAUCGGCUAUUCCGUGGUCAUCUACUGGUCUCGACUCGACAGAUCAUAGCGGAGUCUUUGGUGGACUUACUACUCCAAAGUCUAAAAAGCCAGGGUUCUUCAAAAAGAUAUUCGAAACGGCCAAGACUGGUGCAGCGAGCGCAAGGAGUAGUAUCUCCGUUGGUCACAGUGAGAGAGCUAGUUCUCCAACCAAAAGCAACAGAGGGAUAGACGUUGUGUCGCCAGCUUUGACGUCUCACUCCAAUCGUGAUAGUGUUCGCGAUAUGGGACUCGGAACUAAUAGCAUUGACUGGGUUCAAGUCCGCCGAGAUGUUAACCGAGCAUCGUCGCCUAGUCGAAACGAGAGGAUCGAAAGGGCAGAGCGGUGUCAGAUGGUGGAUCACCCUGUCAUCUACUCCGUGGAGGAGUUGUAUGAUACCGCGGAAGGAGACGAAAGCAUCGACGGGCAACCGAUCACUGAACCGACGAACUUCCACGCAGCGAACCUUAACCUCGUUGAUAAGAGUGCACGCUUCAUCAGCAGUCUUCCUCCAUUAACGAACCCCAUGAGUCUUGCGCAAUCAUACAUAUGUCGACCCUACAAGAGUGACGUUCAACGUCUUCGGGCCAUCUUUACCUGGGUAAGCGAAAAGAUCUCGUGGGAGGAACCUGUCGACGGUCUCGAAGUCGACAUGAAGAGACUUCUACAGGCGAAACGAGGUACACCCGAGGAAAUCGCAGUCUUGGUGCACGAGAUGUGCGCCGCCGUAGGGCUACAUACAGAAGUCAUCCGAGGGUUCCUCAAGAGCCCGGGCGACAGCCUCGAUUUGGAAAGCCUUUCCCACCCCAAUCACUGGUGGAAUUCAGUCAUGGUUGAUGGUGAAUGGCGGUUUAUGGAUUGCGCGCUUGCAAACCCCACGAACCCUCAACGCAGUAGAUUCGUUUCCAACAACUCCUCUGUAGCAGAGAGCUGGUACUUCCUCACUCGCCCGCUUGAUUUCUGCUACACCCACGUCCCGCUCUAUCCCGAAGAACAGCACAUCUGUCCACCCAUUUCACCAGAUGUUCUACUCUCCCUGCCUGCCGUGUGUCCGCCUUACUUCAAACUCAACGUCCAGAUGCCAGAUUAUGACACAAGUCUGCUCCGUCUUGAGGGACUAGAGGUCAUGCAAUUGCGCAUGAUAGUCCCUCAGGAUGUCGAAUGUGCCGCGGAAGUCGAAGCCCCGGCAUUUGCGCGCGACGCAGAUGGUGAUGUCUUCGAAAGCGGAGAUAUUGUGCGCAAGCGCGCAUUGGUCCAGCCGGACUGGUUCCGAGGCCGGAAGCGCAUCACUAUCAAGGCUGUACUACCAGGGGACGAAGGCCAGGCUGUACUCAAGGUCUAUGCAGGCAAGAAAGGGCUAAUGCACUCGAGCCGCGAUAUCCCACAUCCACUAGCUUUCGCUCUACCUAUCAUCCACACCGGAGAGAAUCCAUCCUACGACUUUGUGCUCCGCCAUCCAACACCUCACGCCCAGCGACACGACUUGUACAUUAUGCAGCCCCAAUGCUCUCGCCUGGCAGUAAACAACACUUUCGUCUUCGCUGUCCGACAACACCCCGCCGCUCCCGGUUCCAGCAAGGACGAGUCAAUUUCCAACGGUCGUGGCUCGCCCUCGUCCGUCUUUACUCGCCCAUCAAGUGCGUUGAGCAUGGUAUCCAGUACGGCGGGCGGAUCAACUGUGUCAGGUGCCUCGAACGAGUUUUCAGCCUCGACGUCAGUUAUCUCCAACAAAUCCGCGUCCGGGCAACACAAAGCUGCAAAACUCGCGAUCCAGUCUCCAUCAGGCAAGAUCCUGCGUCUCACCCGUAAAGCCGAGCAUAUGAUCAGCUCCGAUACAGGCACUGAGUCUGUGACCGAUGCUGUCGCUGAGGGCAGCGUUUGGGAGACUGUGAUCAAGAUCGGCGAGCGUGGUAUGUGGCGUGGUCUGGUAUUAGCCGAUCGAGCCGCGCGCUGGUGUGUAUUCUGCGAAUGGGAAUGUGUUUGA
Messenger RNA from Penicillium paradoxum, 4782 nucleotides. Its product is annotated as putative SH3 domain protein (Cyk3). NCBI's taxonomy places the organism in Eukaryota, Fungi, Ascomycota, Eurotiomycetes, Eurotiales, Aspergillaceae. Gene Ontology annotation, molecular function: protein binding. The transcript has a single exon. The record is from RefSeq and is a predicted model, not a curated record. The coding region runs from base 1 to 4782 and encodes 1593 amino acids.